Durotheca rogersii is the source of this 1171-nucleotide messenger RNA. Its product is annotated as RTA1 like protein-domain-containing protein. Gene Ontology annotation, cellular component: fungal-type vacuole; plasma membrane. The coding region runs from base 91 to 1089 and encodes 332 amino acids. NCBI's taxonomy places the organism in Eukaryota, Fungi, Ascomycota, Sordariomycetes, Xylariales, Xylariaceae. The transcript is spliced from 2 exons. The record is from RefSeq and is a predicted model, not a curated record.
GCUUUUUCAUGUCUUUCGUCGUUUACCCGAAUAUCACCGGUAUCAUCGCUGCCAUUAUAGGGGCUAACCAUCGGACUAAUAUCGCCUACGAUGAAGUCGAUUGCUUCGUGCGACUGGGAUACGUGCCCGGUGGCAGCGUCGCCCUACGGUUAUCCACCAAGCUCGGCGGCGAGCGCUCUAUUCCUCAUCAUCCACAUUGGGGCCUUGAUCGCCUGCCUGUCCUACACGCUUCAAACGAGGAGAUGGUUACGUUUCAGCACAUCCGUUUCGAUAGCUUGCCUCUUCGAAAUCGCAGGAUACGGCGUCCGGUUAGCGAGCGUGUCUGAUCCGUGGAAUGUUUUUUUAUACGCGACCUCAACCUCAUUUAUAAUUGUUGCCCCGGCCUUUGUCUCAGUAGGCGUCUACCUCACCGUCCCCGAAACUAUUGCCAUCCUGGGUGUCGAACAUUCGCCCAUAGACACUAAACACUAUCCUCGUCUGAUCUGGAUCGACGCGGUGGGGUUCAUCAUCCAAGCUGGUGGUAUCGUCGUCUCCUUCUCGGAUAUUUCCGCGCACACUGGUCUCGGGCCUAGGGCCCUGAUCGGCAACCCCAUUAUCGCCGGCGGCCUCGCAUUGCAAGCCCUCUCCUUGAUCAGCUUUAUAGCCCUUUUUGGCAUUGUAUUGUUUCGAGCUGCCGUGGCUCAAGCCAAGUUCGGGCACACGACAUUCCAUUCGGUGCAUGGAUUCGUACCUAUGGCGCAUAGGUUCAAGUUUUUCGUCACGAUGCUCCUGAUUUCUGUCAUGUGCUUAUUUGCAAGGGCUAUCUAUCAGACGUUAAUACUGGCUUCUGGGCUGAAGAGCUGGAAUGCAAAGAACCAGGCGCUCUUCGCAGGUUUCGACGGCUUCCUUGUCGCGGAGGCCGCCAUCGGAUUGAUGAUUGCGCAUCCCGUGAUAUUCCUACGGAACGGAAUAGAAAAAAAGUUAGGCAGUGGUAGCGAUCCGGAUCUUGCGAAGGAGAGGACGAGUCCGUAUAGGAUAGAGGGUUAUUGUUCUCCCUCAGCCGACGAACAAAGCACUGGCCCAAGGCAAACGCCGCCCAGUUCCGUAUGAAUCUCUCUUCACGGCUUUGGCAAUAUGGACUUGACAGGCUUUUGUGAUCCGCUAUUCGCAGAACUCCCGUGAGGUCUGUGUC